Daucus carota subsp. sativus is the source of this 2038-nucleotide messenger RNA. RefSeq names its product serine/threonine-protein kinase-like protein At3g51990. Lineage: Eukaryota; Viridiplantae; Streptophyta; Magnoliopsida; Apiales; Apiaceae. The transcript has a single exon. Gene Ontology annotation, biological process: protein phosphorylation. The record is from RefSeq and is a predicted model, not a curated record. Gene Ontology annotation, molecular function: protein kinase activity; ATP binding. Bases 503 to 1969 code for a protein of 488 amino acids.
CCUCGCACGCCUUUCUUUGCACGUCGAAAGCAGUAGCAUACACAACAAUCACUAAAAAACUCGCCAUGAAAACCGAUAUUUAAAUAAACAAGACCUUGAUACACGGAAAUACAUUUAGUAGCUUAUCUCACUUCUCAAGUCUUGACUUUGUACAACAACCCUUGAUCCACAGAAGACUUAACAGAAUGCACAAUAGACUUUUUAAUCUAAACACUUUGAAAAUAAAUUAGAGGGAAAUGCACAGUGCCAUGUUUCCCUGAGAGCAUGGGAGUAAUAAGUAGGAACAGAAAGAAAUAUAAAGGCCUGUAAACAUACAACGGCCUGUCGGUUCUUUAUCACAAAUCUCACUCUUUUUUAACUCUUCCUUUAUUCCUUCUCAUUCUUUCCCAAUCUACACUUGCUUCCCUACCAAUCUACUGCUAUACCAUAAAAUGCCGUAAUACUCGAUAAUCGGAAAUCGGAACUAAUCGGUUUAACGUGACCAGCGGUACGGCCGGUCACUAUGGGAUAUCUUUCCUCUUGCAAUGCAGAGUCAUCCAUCUCAAUCUCAACAUGCAUUUCAUCGCCUAACCAAACGAUACCUGAUAAUUUUCGUGUCAAACAAUUUUCUUACUCUCUUCUACAUUCUUCGACAAAUGCGUUCUCUUCAUCUAAUUUUCUCGGUAAAGGCAGUCAGAGCUCCGUGUACAAAGCCUCGCUUUACGACGGCAAGGUCACCGCCGCGGUGAAAUUAACAUCUCUCUCCGCCGCUGACAACGAAAUCGAGAUUCUCUCGCGCAUUCGGAGUCCGCGCAUCGUCAAUUUACUCGGAUUUUCAAUUGAUUCUAAUAAUCGCCGGCUUAUCGUGGUUGAAUUCAUGCCGAACGGAACUUUACAUGAUCUGCUCCACGUCAGCGGUUCGGUGCCGAGUUGGAAUCGGCGGUUACGACUCGCGAUUCAAAUCGCGAAAGGCGUCUCGCAUUUGCAUUCGCUCAGUCCGCCGGUGAUUCACCGCGAUAUUAAGUCGUCGAAUGUGUUGAUUGAUUUCAGUCGGAGCGCGCGGCUAAGUGAUUUCGGAUUGGCGUUGAGAGGACACGGGGAUGAUGCGCGCGUGAAAUGCACGCCGCCGGCCGGCACGUUCGGUUAUUUAGAUCCUUGCUAUCUUGCGCCGUGUGAUCUCAGUACAAAAAGUGAUGUGUUCAGUUUUGGAAUUCUAUUAUUAGAGAUGAUUAGCGGUAGAAAAGCAAUUGAUAUGAAGUUUAGUCCGCCGUCGGUGGUGGAUUGGGCGGUGCCGAUCAUCAAGUCCGGCGAUCAUCUAGGGAUAUGUGAUCGGAGAAUUAAACGGCCGGAGAAUGAGGCGGUGGUGAGAGAGAUCGUGAUUGUGGCGGCGAGAUGUGUGAGAUCGAAGGCGGAGAAGCGGCCGGAGAUGUCGGAGGUGGUGCAGUGGCUAAAAGAGGCGAGAAAAGGAGUGUUUUCGUCAUCCACGACCAUUUGGAGUAGUUUUGGGCGGCGCGUGGGAUGUUCUACUCAGCGCGUGAUGUACGACGCGUUGGAGGAAUAUAAAUGCAGUAGUAGUGAUGUGGUCAAAGCAUCCAGAAGCGGGAAUAGAAGGAACAGGAAAGUGUCUAGUGUUGUGAGUGCUGAGUUGGAAAGUCUAAAGUUCGGUUCGGAUUCAAUUUUAGUUUCGAAUUUAGGUUCGGGUCGAAUUCGGUUAAAAUCGAAAUCGAUUGGUUCGAUAAAUGAGAUCGAAAUUGGGCUGUUGGAUGAGAAUGUGGUCAGGAAGAAGUUGGGAUUGGGAGUGAAGGGGAGUAGUGUGAGGGGAUUGAGAAAGUCAAGGUCAACGAGUGUUUUGCAGGGGAGAGAGUUGGUUGAGAAUAAUAAAGAAGAGGGAGUAGAGGAGAAUGUGAAAAUAGCAAACAGUAGUGAAUUGGUAGUGUCUAAAUUGUUGAUUGAUAAUCUAGGAAAACAACUCAAGAAACUUGAUUAUUGAUUUUACAGCAUUGUGUUUGAAAUUUUGUACUUAAGGAAAGAACAUGGUGUAUUUAUUAUUUCUUCAUCA